ACAUUAAUAGGUUCCAGCAAUGGGGCUAUAGACACAGAAUGUCUGUUUGCCACUGCACUUAGCAAGCACAUGAGCUUAAAAAUAAACUUUGACAAUGUAGAUCUCUGUCCUUCCAGGAAUGGAAAGCAUUAUGUACUUCAAAGCACACUAAGCCUGAUUUGAAAAUAUAGUUGGGUUUUGUUACUGUGGCUAUUGGGAGGGUCCUCAGCCUGCACGGAGUACAUGGACGCUUCGUGUGUGAACAGUGCUCGAGCCGCAAACUGGUGAAAGCGAAUGCCCCUGGCAGCUUUGAUACGCUCAUUCUCAAGGAGGAAACUUCUGUCUGUGAAGUUCUCUGGAACAACUCAGAUAUGAUUCUUCACUAGAAUCAGGGAAUUUCUUCCUGAAUCAAACUGCAAAAACAGGAUUUGAGUAGCACAUUUCACUUGCAAACAGCAGCGUUUGUUCAUUUUGAGUGUUUUUGGACAGGAAAUCAAUCUACAGGGUAACAUUCACAGAAAAAAGGAAACAGUAUGGGACGAUGGCUUGUUAGUCCAAGUGACUCUGUUUUGGAAAUUACGGGCAAGAAACCUUGGAGGAAGAACGGCAUUAAAGACCAAAAGCACGAUGACUCCUGAUGAAAACAUCACCAAAUGAUGAACCCACGAGCAAAAAGGAAUUUCUACUUGGCGGCACCUGACUUGCUGGAUCCAAAAUCUGCCGCUCAGAACUCCAAACCGAGGCUCUCCUUUUCCACGAAACCCACAGUACUUGCUUCCCGCGUGGAGAGUGACACGGCCAUUAAUGUUAUGAAAUGGAAGACGGUCUCCACGAUUUUCCUGGUAGUUGUGCUCUACCUAAUCAUAGGAGCCACCGUGUUCAAGGCGCUGGAGCAGCCUCAGGAGAUUUCCCAGAGGACCACCAUCGUGAUCCAGAAGCAAACGUUCAUAUCCCAGCACUCCUGCGUGAAUUCCUCCGAGUUGGACGAACUCAUCCAGCAAAUAGUGGCAGCAAUAAAUGCAGGGAUUAUACCCUUAGGAAACACCUCCAAUCAAAUCAGUCACUGGGAUUUGGGAAGCUCCUUCUUCUUUGCUGGCACUGUUAUUACAACCAUAGGAUUUGGAAACAUCUCACCACGUACAGAAGGCGGAAAAAUAUUCUGUAUCAUCUAUGCCUUACUGGGAAUUCCUCUCUUUGGUUUUCUGUUGGCUGGAGUUGGAGAUCAACUAGGGACCAUCUUUGGAAAAGGAAUUGCCAAAGUGGAAGAUACAUUUAUUAAGUGGAAUGUUAGUCAGACCAAGAUCCGCAUCAUCUCCACCAUCAUCUUCAUCCUGUUCGGCUGUGUCCUCUUCGUGGCUCUGCCUGCGAUCAUAUUCAAGCACAUAGAAGGCUGGAGUGCCCUGGAUGCCAUUUACUUUGUAGUCAUCACCCUGACAACCAUUGGGUUUGGCGACUACGUAGCAGGUGGGUCUGAUAUUGAGUAUCUGGACUUCUACAAGCCUGUCGUGUGGUUCUGGAUCCUCGUAGGGCUGGCGUACUUUGCUGCUGUGCUGAGCAUGAUUGGUGACUGGCUCCGUGUGAUAUCUAAAAAGACCAAGGAAGAGGUGGGAGAGUUCAGGGCCCACGCUGCUGAGUGGACAGCCAAUGUCACGGCUGAGUUCAAAGAAACACGGAGGCGGCUGAGUGUGGAGAUCUAUGACAAGUUCCAGCGCGCCACUUCCAUUAAGAGGAAGCUGUCUGCAGAGCUGGCAGGGAACCACAACCAGGAGCUGACCCCAUGCAGGAGGACCCUGUCGGUGAACCACCUGACCAGCGAGAGGGAAGUCCUGCCUCCCUUACUGAAGACUGAGAGCAUCUAUCUGAACGGCUUGACGCCACACUGUGCGGGCGAAGAGAUCGCGGUGAUUGAGAACAUUAAGUAGCCCUCUAUUCGGAAGAGCCUUAGCCCUAGCCCUAGGUGAGGACUUCUCUCUGCGCUUUAUGACUGUUGCUGGUAGCAGUUUAAACAUUGUGCAUGAGCUCCAAAGGGAAGCCAAUAGGUCCACCCAUCACGGUCAUCUGCCAUCAAGAGAAUGAGAAUCCUGAGCCAGCACUCUCUGAGGUUGCUUAUGGGACACUCCACUUUGACCAGCGGAAGGACAAGCGAUGUCUGAUGCCUUGCUGUGCCCAGACUGUUUUCCUCCCCUUUUUCCUAACGUGCCAUAAGGCCUCGGAGUGAAUGAGAACUGUUUUUGGUAAUGAUGUAGCUUGGAAGGAUCAGUCCCCAAUUUUUCAGGGUCCACCUAACUGAGCCUAGAUACGGACCAUUUGUGGAUGACAACAUUUCUUUUUGUAAAUGGCAAGAAGUUCUUAUGCAGCCUUUUACCUAAGAAAUUUUCUGUCAGUGCCUUAUCUUACGAAGAAACAGAACCUCUGUAGCUAAUGUGUGGUUUCCCUCACCCCGCCCGGCUCACCUCCUCCACUCCUUUCCCCCACGCUCCCGGUCCAGGUUGAAUACCGUCCCUUGCUGGACAUAGUGUGUCAAAGGACUGAACUGGUGGUCCUCGAACAGGGGGUAGAUGCCAAAUUAGAAGGACAAAGAAGCAGCACUCAGAAACGCUAGUGAUAAAGGCACUGCAGAGAAAGAGGUGCAAAGGUGGCCCCUCUGAGUAUUUAUUUGACUCAGGUACCAGCGGUACAUGUGUAUGGUGUAAUUAUUACCAAGCCGGUAACCUUGGCUGUUCACAAACUGUCCCUUUUAUCCUGGCAGUAUUUGGAACCUAUCAUUUAUUAAUAAUUAUACAUUUUUAAAAGUAGAAGAAAGUAUAUAUAUAUAUACAUAUACAUAUAUAUAUGUAUAUGAUCUGAUGGAAGAAAACUGUUAAAAAUGGACAUUAUAGAGGAGAUCUAAAAUAGUUGCUAUGAAUUCAUUCUCAUGAAAAGAAAAUAGCAAAACUAUAUGUUACAAGGAUUUGCUAAUAAACAUUGUACUGCCAGCUUCUUUUACUUUUUGAUGUCUGAAAGGCUAUGAUUUUUUUUUCCUGAGUGACUUUUGCCAAAUGAAGGGGAGGCCCUCUGAGGGGUGGAGGGACAGUUCCAGCCUUCAGGGGUCACUUUGAGUCAUGACUAGUGACAGCACAAGCUGAAGCUGGGAUCACUGUGAUUUGCACAUGGAGAAGUACAGACUGCGGGAAGAAUUCAUUUCUGGCAUUAGGGGAAAUGCUGUUAUAGCACAAUUUAAAUAUUGAAAGUCUUUUUUUUAAGAUAGAAAAGGCUAACAAUCCUUUUUAGCUUAAUGUUAUACCUUGUAAUUUUUUAGGUGUCCCCAAUAUUCAGAAAAAAUUCAGUAAAUGCACCCAGUAUAAUGCUACCUUUUCCUUUUAUUUCAUACUUAGGUCUGCUGUACAUUGAUAAUUUUUAAAAUGCAGAAGGAAAAUGAUUUCCCUAACUAUAAUUGCAAAACAGAGUUCUUUUACCUUUUCUUGAGAGCUGGGGAAGGAAUAGUUGAAGAAGCGGCAUUCAGAAGAGGGUAUUAAAAAAAAAAA
Messenger RNA from Chinchilla lanigera (long-tailed chinchilla), 3503 nucleotides. RefSeq names its product potassium channel, two pore domain subfamily K, member 2 (gene Kcnk2). Gene Ontology annotation, cellular component: membrane. The transcript has 7 exons. Gene Ontology annotation, biological process: stabilization of membrane potential; potassium ion transmembrane transport. Bases 633 to 1901 code for a protein of 422 amino acids. The record is from RefSeq and is a predicted model, not a curated record. NCBI's taxonomy places the organism in Eukaryota, Metazoa, Chordata, Mammalia, Rodentia, Chinchillidae. Gene Ontology annotation, molecular function: potassium ion leak channel activity; outward rectifier potassium channel activity.